Messenger RNA from Pyrenophora tritici-repentis Pt-1C-BFP, 1812 nucleotides. The record is from RefSeq and is a predicted model, not a curated record. NCBI's taxonomy places the organism in Eukaryota, Fungi, Ascomycota, Dothideomycetes, Pleosporales, Pleosporaceae.
AUGAGCAGCAUCGACUCCCUCCUCAACCACGAGGCUGCCCCCGAGCGGCGCCCGUCGGUUACGCAGACCAUGACGACGACAACUGAAGCUGCCGAUGCCCUGACGACGCUGGCGACGCUGGGCAACGGCAAGCAAUACGCCCCGAGAGAACUUCCCUCCCCCACGGCCUUUUCGACGGCUCCGCGACGCACCAGCAGCAUCGGCUCUCUCCACGCGCCAGUCGAGCCCUCGCCGCCCGUCGAACCGCCCCAGGCCCACUCGCCGACGCUCGAGCAUUACCACCAUGGCUCUAAUUCGCCCGAAGAGCAGAAGCGGCGGCAGUCCCAACUCUCGCGGACCUCGCCUGCGCCCGUCCUCGCUCCUAUCCAAAAUUUGUCCACGGCGCUGCAGGAGCAGAUGCAGGACGAAGCUGCCAUGGAUGACGCGGAGCCUGCAGUGCGCGACACGCUGCCUUUUAUCAAAAAUGAGCCCUCGGCCACCCCGCGCGAAAGCACGCCGCCAGCCCAGGACCGACAACCCGAGCUUUCCGCCGACACCAUAGACAACGCAGAGUCGAGACGGAAGAUGGCGCGCGUCUCCGUCACGCCUACCGCGCGCGCGUCGAGGCCGCCCAAGCUGAAAAAGGGCACGCCCGCUCUCGAAUCCUCGCCCGCGCCCGACAACUGCUCGCAAACCCACGCGACCGACGAAGACGACUCAUCCGAGGACCAUAACCUGUACUGUCUGUGCAAGAAGCCGGACAACCACAAGUGGAUGAUUGGCUGCGAUGGCGGGUGUGACGACUGGUUCCACGGCGACUGCGUUAAUAUGAAGCAAGCGGACGAGGAGCUGGUCGACAAGUUCAUAUGUCCGCUGUGUGAGGAGAAUGGCAAAGGCCACACCACCUGGAAGCCAAUGUGCAGACGGGAUGGCUGUCGGAAGCCGGCGCGGUUGGCCAAGGACAGGGUGAGCAAGUACUGCACGGACGAGUGUGGCGUGCUCUUCAUGUCGGAGCAGCUACAUCGGACGGCGGGUGCAAAGGCGACGAAUGGGACGAAAAAGAAGAAGAAGAAGACGGACGAGGAGGACGAGGAGCCAACGCCGCUCGGGGGGACGCUGCGAGCAAAGGAUCUUAAGGCGCUGGUCGAUGCAUCACCAAACAUUCAGGCAUUCAAGAAUCUCGGCACUGGCGUCCUCACCCCUCCGCAGACAGCUUCUCCGUCACGCGCGACGUUCCCAUCCAACGGCGAGGACCUUGCGUUGACUGCGGGCGAGAUUGAGCGGCUGACCGCGUUGCACAAGGAGAAGUCACAACUCAAAGACCGACUGGAGGUGCUCAAGGACCGCGAGAAGUUUGUCAGCAUGGCAAAGGAACAGGCUGUGCGUCUGGCGGACCGCGAGAAGCUCAAGAUGAAGGACUUUUGCGGCUACGACUCGCGGCUGAGCUGGUCCGACGCAGAGUUUCUCCUGUGGCGGAACAGCAGACACGGGCGUGCAGCAUUUACCCACUCGACGCUGUCCCCGACCGACGAGCAAAUUUCCGCCACCGACGGUGAUGCAAUCGACAUGGAUGUCGAGGCCAAGGAGACGGCCUGUCUUAAGAAGCGCUGCCAGAAGCAUCCUCAAUGGCAGAAGCUCAAUCUCCAGGACGCCCGCUUUGAGGAGCUGGAGGUCGUCGAGGCCAUUCGCGAGUGCGAAAAGGAGGAGCGCUCGGUGCGUGAGCGUGCGAGGCGGCGGGGCGCAAAGGACGGUCUCGCAAAGGAGCUCAUCGCCGACGACGGCUCUAGGGAGGAGCGCAACAGAGAGGGCUGGGUUGAGGUCGUCGGGUCAUGA